UAACACCGGUGGAGUACAAAGUAGUUCGUUUUGCAUCUUCUGUCAACGCGAAAGUAGAUAUUGUUACGACGCUAAUCGCAGUAUUUUUUAUAUUUUUUUGUCGUGGCAUCUAAUCGUCACUAAAAAUUAUAAUUUCUAUUACAAUUUUUGUGUGCUCCAAUCGUCACAAAACGCGUCGACUGUUAGGUAUUUAUGACACAUUCCUGCGUGCGCUUAUAGCCACGAAAGAGUGUAGGACGUAGGUGCUAUGUGCUACUUUUAAUUACUUUAAGCAGUACACCGGCAACCUGUAUCAAAUACAGCAGUUUUAAUUUGUAUAAGGCACGACGAUCUUUCAUUAUACCUCCAACGUUUAUUAUCAUCAUGACGACGACGCCAGAUGAGGUCGAUAAUACAAUUGAUCCAACCCCUGGUCCCAGCACUGAUGAUCCUCUCAUGGAGUUUAUUUCUUUCGAAUCCAAACAGUCAAUGGAGCCAAGAUUCGAAGAAGCCUAUCUGUUUAUCAUAUUAUGUCCACCAGAUGGUGGUCCUUGGGCUCUACUCACGUGCAUACUAGGAUUUCUGGCCUUGCUGAUUUGCGAUGGCGUUUGUUUAUCAUUCUUUCUGCUUGACGGUCGUCUUGGCAUGGUCGAAAACUUGCCACCCGGAACACGCACCUUUGAACACUUGGCCGUAAUCUAUCUAUUCCGCUACUUGACCGAACCGAUUUCGUGCGCGUACAUCAACCGCUAUGGCUUUAGAUACUGUUUAUUUUUUGGCAGUAUACUGUCAGUAACAUGGCUCGCGUUGUUAUGUUCUAUCGAAAAUACAUUUACUAAUGGACAUUACUUUUUGGCCGUCAUUGGUGGUAUUGGAAUGGGGAUAAUUAAAACAUCAUUCUACGUUUUGUUGUCCACGCUGUACGUCGUAAAACGCCAUAUGGCGCAUUUAUCUCUUCAUUUAGGAAGCUUCACUGGCAUGCUGAUAAUCCCGCCUCUUACUGAAUUCCAAUUACUGCAAGCGGCAGACUUGAAAACAGAAAACUUGAAAACGGCAUUGUAUCUCAAUUUAGGUAUAAUGUGUUUUACAUUGGUAUUCUGGUUGCUUGUUUCUACACCGGUGACGUUAAAAUUGGACAUAGACGAUGAUGAAACUAUUAUUGAUUCUAUCUCUCCUCCACGAUCCAAAAUCCAGACUAUGGCCUGGAUCAUAGAAAACUUUCAGUAUAGUUGUAAAACUUUAACUAUACAGGACACGAUCGGAGAUCGAAAAUUAUUUACGAACAUGUUUCUUGCGAAAUUGCCGGUAAUCGUGAAUGAGCAGCCAAUAGAGAGUAUCAAACGGAAUCGAAAAUAUUCGAAUUGGAUCUAUGAAGAACGUUUAAACCGAAGGUUGUGCAUCCGAAAUGUCACAAACAUGUUCAAAAACCCUUUAAUCGGCAGUCGGCCGAUGUAUAGAGAUGACAUUCUCUACGACGGAAACAUCUCUUUGCUGUUGAGUGAUAAAAAGUGUACAACAAAAUAUAUCAUCGAAUACAAUGAAUACCUGAUGACGAUGACUCGUAUUUGUUCCAUAGCUGACGUGAACGAAGAGAAGAGCAAUAAGUUCGGUUGGAAAUGUCCGAUAGCCAUAAGUAGAGUUUUGAAGUGUAUGUUUAACAUGUCGAUUUGGUUCAAUGAACAAUUCCUUUUAAUGGUAAUCAGCGAGGCUCUAAUUCACGCUGCCUGUUUGGUACCGUUUAUGUUCAUUAAAGGUCCUGUGGGUCAGAAGACCUCCGCAGAAGCAGUGAUUACCCUGAUGGCAGGCUGUUUUGGUUUAUUGUAUGGUCGGGGACUCGGUCAUGUGGUGCACGGAAGAUCACCACACCCUGUACCUCUGUAUCAUGUUGGCCUAGCUUUGGUAGCUAAUGGACUAUCGUUGCUCCUAUGCGCCACGACCACCAAUGAUAUUUCUAAUCUGUUGCCGUAUUUUGGAGUUUUUGGAAUUACUUUCGGAUAUUACAAGUCGAUCCAAAAUGCAGUUUUGUAUACUGCUUUUCCAAUAAAGAGUUUUAACAAUGUAUGUGGUCAGAUUUCGUUGGUACGAGGUGUAUCAUCGUUUGUUGGGAUUCUUAUUGCUGUACGCAUGAUGCAGCCAGGAAACGACGGUCGGCCGGUCACCAGCUGUGAGGGCGUGUACGUUUACGCGGGCAUACUUAUGAUGAUUGGGAGCGUUUGCGUGACCGUGUUGCAACAAUCGGCCACCGCCAUCAAGCCACGAUCGGUAUACUGCAAAGUCUCGGCUCCGCGUUAUUGAAGGGCACAAUCGGCGUAAUUAUACAUAGAACCAAAAAAAAAAAAUCAAAAAAAAGAAAUUGCAACUUUAGCGAAACGUUACCUUUCAUGUAUACGUAUAUAAUAUAUAUAUAUAAUGUAUAUACAUAAAAAAUAACUUAACCUUAUAGCAGUACCGCAGGCUUGUAUUAUGAUUAUUGUUUUACAGUCCCAAAUGUUGUAAUAAUACCU
This is a messenger RNA of Myzus persicae (green peach aphid), 2483 nucleotides long. RefSeq lists its product as uncharacterized. Lineage: Eukaryota; Metazoa; Arthropoda; Insecta; Hemiptera; Aphididae. Gene Ontology annotation, molecular function: monocarboxylic acid transmembrane transporter activity. The transcript has 11 exons. The record is from RefSeq and is a predicted model, not a curated record. Gene Ontology annotation, biological process: monocarboxylic acid transport. Bases 364 to 2274 code for a protein of 636 amino acids.